CUGCCCAAGUCUCAUUGUUAAUCACAUUGUACACUAAAAACUUGUCUAUUUUCUCUCUUAGACGUUCCUUUACUAUGGGAGACGUCACCGUCGUGUCUCUCUUCCUUCUUCUCAUCACCACCGCCAAUUCUGCUAGUGUCUCCUUCCGUGACGGGAUGUUACCUAACGGUGACUUCGAGCUAGGACCAAAACCAUCGGACAUGAAAGGAACCGAAGUGUUAAACAAGAUGGCAAUCCCGAACUGGGAAGUCACAGGCUUCGUCGAGUACAUAAGCUCAGGACACACACAAGGAGACAUGCUUCUCGUUGUCCCCGCCGGAAAAUUCGCAGUCAGGCUAGGAAACGAAGCAUCGAUCAAGCAAAGACUCAACGUGGUGAAAGGGAUGUAUUACUCGCUCACUUUCAGCGCUGCUAGGACGUGUGCUCAGGACGAAAAGCUCAACAUCUCUGUGGCACCUGACUCGGGGGUGAUUCCAGUGCAGACGGUGUAUAGUAGCAGUGGAUGGGAUCUAUACUCUUGGGCGUUUCAGGCUGAGAGUGAGAUUGCAGAGAUAGUGAUUCAUAAUCCAGGUCAAGAAGAAGAUCCAGCUUGUGGACCACUCAUUGAUGGUAUUGCCAUGAAAGCUCUCUACCCUCCAAGACCAACCAACAAGAACAUUUUGAAAAACGGAGGAUUUGAAGAAGGUCCACUAGUACUACCAGGCUCAACAACAGGAGUUUUGAUCCCGCCGUUCAUAGAAGACGACCACUCUCCUCUACCCGGUUGGAUGGUCGAGUCUCUCAAAGCCGUCAAGUACGUAGACACAGAACACUUCUCAAUUCCACAAGGUCGCAGAGCCAUUGAGCUAGUGGCUGGCAAAGAGAGCGCCAUCGCUCAAGUUGCUCGGACCAUCGUUGGAAAGACUUAUGUCCUGUCCUUUGCGGUAGGAGACGCUAACAACGCUUGCAAAGGCUCAAUGGUUGUCGAAGCUUUUGCGGGAAGAGAUACGCUUAAGGUACCUUACGAGUCGCGUGGCACUGGAGGGUUUAAACGAGCUUCCAUCAGGUUUGUCGCGAUUUCGACAAGAACUAGAGUUAUGUUUUACAGCACUUUCUAUGCUAUGAGGAGCGAUGAUUUCUCGUCUUUAUGUGGGCCUGUGAUUGACGACGUCAAGCUUAUAAGCGCUCGUAAGUAGAUGAACGAAACCUUAUAUACCACAAGAGGUGGAAUGUGUUUGGGCUUUAUUUUUAUAAUAUUGUCUUUUUUGGUGUGUUUUUGAUUUUUAUUCAAAAUAUAUGGUUGUAAAAGGAGAGGUUCAUCUAGGGUUAUAUGUGUGCCUUUCUUGCACGAGAAGGCAAAAGAUGGUUGCCAUUUUCUUAUGUAUGUAAGCCUUUAUGGAAAGGUUUUUUCACAAACUUACAAAAAUAAAAGUGUAUGCAUAGAUGAUAUAAUAUAAAAACUAAAAAGUAAACUCAAA
Raphanus sativus (radish) is the source of this 1457-nucleotide messenger RNA. RefSeq names its product protein DUF642 L-GALACTONO-1,4-LACTONE-RESPONSIVE GENE 2. Lineage: Eukaryota; Viridiplantae; Streptophyta; Magnoliopsida; Brassicales; Brassicaceae. The transcript is spliced from 3 exons. The record is from RefSeq and is a predicted model, not a curated record. Gene Ontology annotation, cellular component: plant-type cell wall. Bases 75 to 1175 code for a protein of 366 amino acids.